This is a messenger RNA of Carassius carassius (crucian carp), 2129 nucleotides long. Its product is annotated as mesoderm induction early response protein 3-like. NCBI's taxonomy places the organism in Eukaryota, Metazoa, Chordata, Actinopteri, Cypriniformes, Cyprinidae. The record is from RefSeq and is a predicted model, not a curated record. The coding region runs from base 168 to 1841 and encodes 557 amino acids. The transcript is spliced from 13 exons. Gene Ontology annotation, cellular component: nucleoplasm. Gene Ontology annotation, molecular function: histone deacetylase binding; transcription corepressor activity. Gene Ontology annotation, biological process: negative regulation of transcription by RNA polymerase II.
GCCAAAGACACCAAUAUGGCGGAGGCUUCCUUUGGGAGUUCGAGCCCUGCCGAUACUGCUAUCCAGAGGGAAAGAUAAGUUCAUAUAAUACUAGACUAAAAUGUAAUGUCAGUUCUAUUGUUUUGAGUUGUUUGCCAUUUUUUCAUUUUUGGGGAACUAUUCAUUUAAUGUACAAUUUCUAUCAUGUUCCACUAAAUGUUGUACUAAAAUCAGCCAAUCAUAUUUCUCCCCCAGUUGGCUCUUUGUCCUCAGAGGAUCAUGACUUUGAUCCAACAGCUGAGAUGUUAAUUCAUGAGUAUGACGAUGAGAGAACUUUGGAGGAGGAAGAGCUUUUGGAGGGAGAGAAGCAUUUCAGUGCAGAAUUGUCAGACCUGGAGAGGGAGCGGAACAUGCCGAUCGAGGAGUUGUUGGCUAUGUAUCGUUAUGAGGCACCAGUCAGUACUGGGGCGGGAUCUAGCAUGGACAGUUCCUCUGUUGAACUAGCUGAUGAUCUGCCUGACAUGACCCUGGAUAAGGAGGAGAUAGCGAAAGAUCUCUUGUCAGGAGAUUAUGAGGAGGAGACCCAGUCCUCUGCUGAUGACCUGACCCCUUCUGUCACCUCCCACGAGGCCACAGACUUCUUCCCUAGAACACUCAGAUCUAACGCAACAUAUGAUGGUGAUAAAGAAUCUGAGGGCGAGGAGGAUGGUGUAAGCAGUGAAGAUUCUAGGAAGGAAAUAAUGGUCGGAUCUCAGUAUCAAGCAGAAGUUCCAGUGGGGCUCAGCCAUUAUAAUAAGGAUGGAAAAGCGUAUGAGGAGGAAGAUCAGCUGCUGUGGUGUCCUGAUGUGCUGUCCGAAUGUAAAGUGAAAGACUACCUCAGAGACGCGCUGUCACAGUCUACAGAUGACAGCACAGAGGAUUCCACAUUUGAACACAUACAAGAUAACGAACAGGCCUUGUUGGAGCUUUUGAAAACUAAUUACGACACCCGUGAGGCACUGACGCGAUACCGCAGUAAUGUGAAGGCUUCGAAAGAAGAAUCCCCAGCGUGGUCUGAGGAUGAAUGUAGGAACUUUGAACAUGCGCUGCAGAUUUAUGAGAAAAACUUCCAUCUUAUUCAGAAACACAAGGUUCAGACACGCACUGUAGCAGAAUGUGUGGCUUUUUAUUAUAUGUGGAAAAAGUCCGAACGUUUUGAUUACUUUGCUCAACAGAACCGAUUUGGCAAGAAGAAAUAUAGUUGUUACCCUGGGGUGACAGACCUGAUGGACAGGCUGGUGGAUGAGGCGGAGGGUCUGGCGGUGGACAGCUCGUCAUCUGUGUGUUCAGCAGGAGAAGGGGGAAGGAACGAGGCAUCGACAGAGCAUCAGCUCGGACUGCUCAACUCCAUCACUGCCAGUGACCUUACAGCCAUUAGUAACAGCGUAGCAACUGUGUGCAAUGGUCCUGGAGACAUAAGCUGUUUGGACUCCCCGUACUUCCCCCCUCUGGAGAGUUUACACAGAGGAGCCCUGAACCAUGAUGAUCAGCUCAGCUACUCCACAAACGGAGACAGCAGCUGCCUCAACAUGCUGGAUUCCGGCUUCUAUCGCUCAGAACUGGGCCAGAUCAAUGUGUGCAGCACCAAAGACUGCGAACGGCCCUCUAGGAGGCUCAAGAUGGGCCUUUCGGAGACCUUCAUUAACGACAUGUCUGUUACUAACCUGGGUGUGGAUUUCGAGGGCAGACGCGCACAUCGCAUUACAGGGGCCACAAUGGCGGUGUCAGUCACAGACUUCAGCAGCAUAGGGAGCAGUGAAGCAAACAGUUUUCUCGCCUCUCAUUCACGACAAAACCAACACACUGCACUUCAGUCUGACUGACUCCCUUCUGCUAUCCAGACACAUUCAUCCGCUCACUGAAUAUUAGUUCUUUUUUAAAUUAAAAAAACAAAUCUAUAUAUAUAUAUGAAUAUACUUUUUGGUAGUUUUUUUUUGUUUUUGUAAUAUGACAUCAGUGAUGUCUUUAUUUGUACAGAGCUAAGAAAUCUUGAUUUCUCAAGAGUUUAAAUAGCAUUUAUUUUUCUUGUCCUUCAGAUAUUUAAUAUCCUUUAUGUCUUUAGUCGUAUACAGUUAAACCUAAAUGCUGGAGCAGAGAGCCGUGGUCUCUUA